AGUUUGGGAAGCAUGUAAACAUUGAGCGCCUGAAAGACCUUGUUGGAAACACAUCAAAUGUGCCAAAUAAACUUGUUUUAAUAAGUGCAGAUAAAAACAGCCGCUGAUUGUUUUAAAGUAAUGGUGGAGAGAUAUGGUUUUGGGAUGUUCGUGAAUCAAGAUGAUCGAUAAAGUAAGAAACAGCGUGCCAAGAAAGAAAUGAGAAAUGUUUGAGACGUAGAAUGUGCACAGGAUUAACGUAAACACUAUUAUCAGAGAUUACCCAAUUCCUGACUAUGGUGAAAAAAUACAAAAGUACAGUUGAGAGCAAUGCGAAUACUCUUCCUGAUGUCAACGAAAGAUCACAAAUUGACGGAGAAUCUGUGGAGCUAUCCUCCAAAAAAGAUGUUAAAGAAGAGAAACUCCAAGGAGCAGAUAAUUUGCAGAGCGAUGGCUCUAGAUCUGUGAUUAUUGUUAAACCCAAUAAUCAAAGUAAGAAGAGCAAAUGGUAUCACAAAAUAAGGCUAUCUAGAAAAGGAAAACAAGGCAACGACCAUGAAUUCGAGAAAGGAGAUGAGCAAAACCAAGAAUUUGAGCAAAGAAGAAGUGAAAAGGACGAUGAAACUAUGAGCGAUGGUUUAAUGCUAUUGGAAGAAACUGUAACCAAGUCAUAUGAAGGGAGUCAUGCGACAACCGGGCAGGAAGAAAAUAACCACAAAGAAAUAGAAUUGGAAAAAGUACAAAACAAAAAUUUCAAAACAAUGGAAGCGUUGGGAAUGUAUGGGCUACUCACACCAGCUAUUGCUGCAGUGCCAACAACUGAUGAAUUUGAUUCAGUUCACAAGCAAAUUAAAGCCCAGCUUGGAGAUGAUUGGGAGCUCAAGCUGGCAGCAGAUCACAUUGAUGAUGCAUUGAAAGGAAGGGGUAAACAUGGAAAAGCCAGAUCGCACUUCCGGCCGAAAUUCGCUCAAAGGUGUUUCAGAAUCUUAGACAACGUCUGGUAUCAGCGGUUUUUCCUUCUGGCAAUUCUUGUGCAUGCUCUUUUGAUAUUUGUAGAGCCACCUUCCUCUGGUGCUGCAAGCAUGCAUUUCAUGGUGUUUGCAACAUUGGUAGUGUGCCUCAUGAUAUACACCAUUGAUCUGGUAAUGCGAAUACAGUUUCAUAGUUGGAAAAUCUUUUGGGCAAAUGAAACCGAGGAAGGUUAUUGGAACGGAGUUCAGUUUUUGUUGGUCUGUUUAUUUUGGAUUGAUUUUAUUAUUCUCUGCACAUCAGUGAUUGUAAAUAGCUACUAUCCACAACCAUUUAGAUGCCUUCGCUUGGUGAUGUUGUUGUGCAGAGUUCGAAGCAUCCGACAUAUUUUUGAGGUUCUGGCCAUCAUUGGGACAAGUCUAUUAAAAGUUUUAUUUAUUAUAUUGAUAUUUAUUAUAACUUUUGCAUGCAUUGGGGUGCACUUAUACAUGGAUACAUACAAUGAAAGUUUUACCAAAACAAGCAACAUCUCACAAAGUGAGUACUGUUGCGUGAAUUCUGAAGAGGAAGCCACUUAUAAAGGGGCAUUUGAUAACGUUGGCAUUGCCAUACUGCGACUCUUCGUACUUCUGUCAACAGAGAAUUAUCCUGAAAUCAUGCUUCCUGCAUUACGGAAGAACAAGUUAAACUUUUUUUAUUUUGGGGUGUUUGUUUUCUUUGGUGGAUUCUUCCUAACAGCCAUUCUACUUGCAAUUGUUGUUGAUAGUUAUUGGGUCUUUGCGAAAAAGACGAUAAAAAAGGAAAGAGCAAGAGAAAGAACUGAAUUAGCAAAAGCGUGGAAUAUCCUUGACCCGUUUGGCCUAGGUGCCUUAUCAGUUGAUGAUAGCAAGUUUAUGGACCUUUUUCGACUGCUGAAACCAAAGAAUUCGGAUGAACAAAACAUCAUGUUAAUACAUUUAUUGGACAGCCAAGGCGAUGGUGAAAUAGAUUCGUUUGAAUGGACAACAACCUUACGCGAGGCAUUAAAUGCUGAAUUUGAAGAAGAUGAAGAUUUUUCAAAAGAGGUCCUCAAAAGUAAAUUUUGUGUGAAAGUUAGGGAUAAAGCAGAAGUACUAGUUGAGUCCGGAGCCUUUUCAAAGUUUAUUGUUUGCUUGAUCUUGCUACACGGAGCUCUGUUUUGCUUAAAAUGGAAAGGGCAGCCUGAUAAAUGUGAAACUGCAAUUCAUGGAAUCCGCACAGGACUAACAGUAAUAUUCUUGUUUGAGAUCAUCGUUCGAGUUGCCGCACUUGGAAAAAGGAUCCUCAGGCCACUCGAAAUAAUUGACAUUUCAUCGGUUUUCGUGGCACUAACUUUUAACUGCAUUUACUAUGGAGACAUGAAUAACACUGACUUUAAAGAAACUUGUGUCACAAUCUCAAGCUUAGCCAUUAUAAUCAGAUGGUUGCUGAACUCGUCUGGAACAAGAAAGGCCUUCCGAUGGUUUUUGACCAUAGUUCCUGUCAUGUUUGAUCUAGUUGUUCUGCUUUUCGUUAUACUCCAUCUGUUGGCAACAAUUGCCAUGGAAAUAUUCCACUCUCAUGGCCUCCCUAAACAGAAUCAAAUCUAUCCGGACUCCUGUGCACUUGGCUUUAAAGAUUUCUGGUGCUCAUUUCUUAUCAUGUUUCAAACACUGACAACGAGCAAUUGGCAUGAAAUUAUGAAUUUGGCCCAUUCAGAGACGAAAAGCGUCGUUGCAUAUUUCUUCUUCCCCUUGAGCUACUUGAUUAUUACAAUGAUUGUCAUGAACUUGUUUGUCGCGAUUGCAAUAGAAGCUGCCAAUAAAUUGACCAGUAGACGCUCUGAGAGUAUGGCGAAUUCGUUACAUCAAUCGACUAUUGAUUCAACCAAUCAGAAACCGAAAGCGACAUUUCAGCAAAGUGCUAAGAAGAUACUAGCUGCCUUGGCCAAAGAUGUGAUUGGCAGUGCAAGGGUCGAAGAGACACAGGACCGAAGCAGCCACCAACAGAUCAAUUCACCAACAUCAUCAUCAAUAAUGACGCUGAAAGGGACACGAAAAGGCUCAACCACAAUUAUUCUGUCCCCAUCCUCCUCCAAACGAGGCAAGAGCAAUAACAGUGGACAGUCUUACGAUAAGAAAGGGGAUGAAAACCAAAAUGAGGCAAAUGAAGAAGACGAAGAGGACGAAACUGAGGAUUAUUCUGGACUUAGUCCUAAAGAAAGGAGAGAAAGGCAACUAAAGAAUCGAAUGAAAAAGAAAAGGAAAGCCCGCCAGAAGAUUCGCAAAACCUCUGCACACGUACUGGACCAGAUCCAAAAGCAAGUUCGAGCAAUCGCUUCGUUCCGUGGUUCGCAACCCACUGACCUUGAUUUCAUUGUUGGGGAUACUAUAACAGUCAUUGCUACGAGAGAUGAAUGGAUGCAAGGAGAGUGCAAAGGGGCAACUGGAUGGUUUCCAGCAUCACACGUGGUGAAUUGGAGUGCGAAAAUCCUUCAUGAAAGUAGAAAUGAGGCCAACAAAAACAAACCUCUCAGCAACGACGCUGUCAUCGCUAAUGAUGAGGCUAUUGCAAGUACAGUUGUCAAUAAUGACACACAGAUAAGGCCAAAAACACCCGUUGGUGGUCCUGAAAGCGAAUCGCUCACAGGCACAAAAAAGCCAGCGAGCUCAUUGGCACCUCAAACGAACUACAUGUUCGGUAUGUUUGCGAUCUUGUUCAACUUCAACUUAAACCUUUCUUACAGUGACAGAUUUUUCCGUGGUCACUACUGCUUGAAAUAAUUCUAAUCAGAUAAUUUUUCCAUUAUUCUUGAUAUUCUGGCCUGCGCAUUUUCGCUACUGAUUCUUAUAAAAGAAUAAAAAAACAGUAGAAAAUAAUUCGUUUAAAAAUGUUUAUGAAAAAUGUGAUCCAGGUGGAAAAAGUGGAGGACCCGGGCAUCGAUCCCGGUACCUCUCGCAUGCUAAGCGAGCGCUCUACCAUCUGAGCUAGCCCCCCGUUGUAAGGAGAUGUGCGAGAAGGGAUAGUAGUCAUAUUGUUCAGAGUUUGGUUUGGUUUUGAAGAGUGGGUUUUUUUUCACAUCAAAAUGGUCUAUUAUUUACGUCGUCCAUUCCAACUUUUAAAAAAAGUUUAGGGAAAGAAACAACCAGGAAAGUUUAUUCAGCGCUUACCCUUGUUGUAAUAUUGAUUUUUACAUUUUCGAUCUGAUUUUUAAGCUGUGUUUGAUACAGGCACCGCGGAGCAUUGAGAAAAGUGGGGGGUCUAAAAAAGUGGGCGGGGUGGGGCAAAAUCCGUAUUAAAUGAGGCUUUACUGGUAGUUUAUUGAUAUUUUGACAUUUUUUGCAAAUAACCCCCCCCCCCCCCC
Rhopilema esculentum is the source of this 4309-nucleotide messenger RNA. RefSeq lists its product as uncharacterized. Gene Ontology annotation, biological process: transmembrane transport; monoatomic ion transport. Gene Ontology annotation, cellular component: membrane. Gene Ontology annotation, molecular function: monoatomic ion channel activity; protein binding. The record is from RefSeq and is a predicted model, not a curated record. Lineage: Eukaryota; Metazoa; Cnidaria; Scyphozoa; Rhizostomeae; Rhizostomatidae.